GAGAAGGAAAGAGGUAGAGGAGGUAACAACGGUUCAACAAGGACUGAGGUAGUACUGAAUCUGGAGGGGAGGGGGCAACAGUUUGGCCACAUGGAUGGCAGAUAUGUCAGUGACCAUACUGGAGAUCUGUAAGAGUAUUAAUUGACUAACCUGCAACAGCCAUGGCAGUUGAAUUUGGGGACCAAUCUAGCGGCUUCCGCCAUACUGAAGUGAUCAGAUUCAUUAACAACGAAGUCCUUAUGAACGGUGGGGGUGGGGAAUUCUACAGGACCUUUCGCUCUCGAUCUUGGAAUGAGAUAGAAGAUCAUCUCCAGACCAUCCUUAUUAACCCUAAACUACCACGCUCCAUCAAGAGGGCUUGCACCUGGAGCGCUUUGGCUUUGAGUGUAAGAGUGGCUGCCAGGCAGCGUGAACAACAAGUACGUAGAGUUUGGAAGUUACAGGAUCAGGUGGGAGAGCGUGAGACAGCAUCUUGGACUCUGGCCUCCGAACUACAGAGGCUGCGAGAGGAGAGGGACCAGGCUGCAGCUCAACUUGUUUCUACACAGACUGCACUACAAGAGGCAAUGGAUGAGCGUGAAGUACUUCGUGGGAGGCUGCUCCAAGCAGAGAGGUCUGCAUUGCCCGAUAUGCCUGAACCUAGAACCGGGCGGUAUAGGGCAGAGGUGUGGUCCAUUGAGGAUGUGGAGCAGGAAGAAUUUCGAUUCAGAGAGACCCAGAACAUGCCAAAUGUGGAGGACCAGAUGCCAGUCUCACCACUCUUGUCUUAUCUGCCAGGAAUUCCAGGUCCCUGGGUACAAACAGUGCAUCCCUUUCUUCGAAUGCCUAUACCAAAUCCAGCCCCACUCAAUGCGCAAUUUCCCUUGGGAUUUCCAUAUUCAACACCUGCACCAUGUCCAGUAGUGAUAGAAUCAGGAGCAACAGCAGCAACCAUGGCUUCAGUUGUCCCUCAGAUGGCUCCUACAGCAAUCUACUCACCUGGCAUUUGGGUUGCAUCAGGGUCCCAGGAAGCAAUGACUUCUGCCUGGGGCCAAGUAUGCCAUGGGCCGAAUGAAUGCUCUGACAUCCACCAAGACUUAAGUCAGCUGAGAGACAGUGUAAGCCACAGCGAAGAAGGUGCAGAGAAACCCUAUGGAAUACAUGUCUAUGGGGACAGCAGCCACAACAACCACAAGGAAAGUUAUGUCAUACCCCAGGUAAUGACUGCCACUGAGAAGAAAACUCCAAGGAAGGACCAGGUAACAGCUGCACUGGAAGUCAACAGUAACCACAGCAUAAUGGACAAACCAGUAAUGCCCCAGGGGUUGGAUUCCCAGGGGAACAAGACCAGCUGCAUGCAGAAGCCAUAUCCAGGGAUUCCUAGGAAGGUGAUUGGCCUGAAAGAUAGCAUCGACCAUAGCACUAAAGAAGCCUCAUUACCAUCCCAGGAAAUAGCUACCCAGGUGAAUGAAACCAGCCCCAUCCUGAAAAAAUAUCCAGGGAUUCUCUUGAGGAAGCCUCACCUGGGAAGCAACCUUAGCUGUAAAGAGAAAGAGACAUGCCUGGGGACAGUUGCCCUGGGAGAAGAUAACAGAAGUUGGAAAAAGGAGGAUACAGUCACUUUUCAGCAAAUGACACUCCUGGCUACUGGUAGAAACGCUAGUGAGAGGAAAGAUCAGAUGAUGCCACAGGAGAUUGACAUGAGCCAGAGCCAGAAGGAAGAACCAAAUAGAUUCCAAGCAUAUACCCCAGGAAAAAGUAAAAGUUAUAGUGUGAAUAAAUACUCCUCAAAACACCUGCCUCUAAAACAAAAGUCCAAGCAAGCUCAAGGGGCAAAAUCCCCUGAAAUCAAACAACCAGAGAAAGCCCUCUUACAUCGUACUCCAGUGAAUUGGGUCUGCCCAUCAUGCAAAACGGUGAAUCGCUCUUGGUGCAAAGGCUGCUAUAAAUGUGCAAAAGCAGGUGCUCAGUUUGGGAGAAAAGAUUUUGACCCCAAACCAACUUAUUGAUUUCAGGGAGAUGAUGGAGUUGCUAUGGCUGUUUGUGACUGCAUGUCAUCACUGAGAAACUUGUCAUGAGGCUUUUUGAAAAACUAUUCUUUCCUCUUCUUAAAUUCCUUUUCUUAAAAAGCCUACAUUCAACCUAAUGCAGCCAUAUGAUUCUACAAAUAAAAACAACGUUCAAUUUGUAACACCACUUUCCCUUGAAAAUGGAGUUAACUUUGAAACUAUUGCUGUGUUUAUGCUUGCUUCUUUUUGCAUUCUACAUUUAAUAGGGAGGCUCAUAUAAUAUGUUUCAGCCCCACUAAAGUUGUUGCUGAAGAAGGUGAAUAUAUUGCAUUGAAAUAAUUAGUAUGAGAAAAAAUCAAACAAACAAAAAACCUACCUUUAUUGUAAUGGAAUGUGACUCACAUUGACUUGACUCAAGA
Molecule: messenger RNA, 2407 nt
Organism: Mesocricetus auratus (golden hamster)
Lineage: Eukaryota; Metazoa; Chordata; Mammalia; Rodentia; Cricetidae
Product: testis-expressed protein 13C-1
Exons: 2
Coding region: 162-1988 (608 amino acids)
Source: RefSeq, a predicted model, not a curated record